AUGGCGCCUUCCUUCCGGGCCGGAGACUACUGUACAGCUUCAUCAUGGCCGCUCUAAAGAGAGCGGAACGUGUCCAUGUCUUUGGCUUUGAGAUUCCAGAAGAAGAAUUCCGUGACGGGAUCCCUCAGGAGAAGUCACCAAGCUUCACUUUUCAUGAUGGAUUCUCUGACCCUCUGGAUUGGGAGAAGAGUUUAGCCUCGAUGAGUCUCCGUGACCUCUGUGUACGGGGGAUCAGGGAUCGGGUGGGUGAUGGGGUCGGCCCAGUCACCAUUGUCCUGGACUCCCUCAGCUGGAUCCUGGUGCGGCGCCCCCUGCCCACUGUCUGCCACCUGCUGCGAGAGCUGUCCGCAGAUGACACGCGUGUUGUGGCGCUGCUCCAUGAAGAUCUCCAUGACCCCGGCCUCCUGCGCUCUGUAUGUCUCCUCGCCGAUUCUGUGAUAAGUCUCACCGAUCCUGGAGAAAUCCUCACCGCAAGAGUCAUCCAGCGCAAAAGGAGCGGCAGGGUGGUCACCCAGACUGAAUCUUUCAGGGUCGGUGACGACCUAAAUCUGGAAACUGUCAGUAAGAUGGAGCAGGAACCUGAGGACACUGUGCAGGUGGACCCGACUGUGAACCUGACAUUUAAUCUCCGUCUCACCGAAACUGAACGGGAGCGAAAAGAAUCCGCAACUCUACCGUAUAUAUUCACCGACAGCAAGAAGAUGUCCAUCCUCCAGUCCUCCACCAGGGGGUCCGCCAAGAUCUUCUAUGAUCCGGAGCCGACAGAUGAUGUAGAUGAGGACGACCCCGAUGAUGACUUGGACGUGUGACCUCUACUACAUCAUAUAUAGAACUGCCCUCCAGGACGUGUGACCUCUACUACAUCAUAUAUAGAACUGCCCUCCAGGACGUGUGACCUCUACUACAUCAUAUAUAGAACUGCCCUCCUGGACGUUUGACCUCUACUACAUCAUAUAUAGAACUGUCCUCCUGGACGUGUGACAUCUACUACAUCAUAUAUAGAACUGUCCUCCUGGACGUGUGACAUCUACUACAUCAUAUAUAGAACUGCCCCUCCUGGACGUGUGACACCUGCUACAUCCUGUAAAUAUGGAAUAAAGGACUUUACCAUACUG
Hyla sarda is the source of this 1115-nucleotide messenger RNA. It is a transcript of the gene ELP5, whose product is annotated as elongator acetyltransferase complex subunit 5. The record is from RefSeq and is a predicted model, not a curated record. Gene Ontology annotation, biological process: tRNA wobble uridine modification. Lineage: Eukaryota; Metazoa; Chordata; Amphibia; Anura; Hylidae. Gene Ontology annotation, molecular function: tRNA binding. Gene Ontology annotation, cellular component: nucleus; elongator holoenzyme complex; cytosol.